UUUAUCCCGGAAUCAGUCGCUGACGUGUUGGUCAGCUGCAUAGCUAUAGACUCAAUAGCACACAAAAAUCCUCCGCUAACGGUGAAUCGUUUUGCUUAUAAAGGUGGGAGCGCGAAGGGAAUUUGUGUCACCCUCGACCCAGCGUGCUUUUGUCUGAUCGUCUUCUACAGCUUCGAACUAUCCGAAUACUUUUUUUAGGCCAUCAUGGAUUCUACGCUCUACGAGACCACAGACGACAAUUCACUCGAGCUCAUGAAGCUUCACACUCAACAAAUUAUCCGAAAUUUUCAACAGCGCUUCGAAUUACCAGUGAUAACUGAUCCUACUAGGGAUGAGAUCGAUAUCCCUUUCCCAAAGGUCGAUCGAGUCGCUAUAGUCGGAGCUGGUGUAGCGGGACUCCUAUUGGCGUUGAGACUCGGUAAAGAUACCCCAGUCGACGUAUACGAAGCUUCCAAUCGUGUCGGUGGCCGUCUCUACACUCAUCGAUUUCCGGGAGGCGGGGAGUGGGAUUACUUCGACGUUGGUGCUAUGCGAUUCCCCGACACUGCAGUGAUGAAGCCGACAUACGAUCUUUUCGAAGAGCUUGGGAUUCCGCUUCUCAACUAUGAGAUAAGCUGUGACAAGACAUGGUUAUGUUACAACAACAUUCGGGUUCAACGUGGUGACGCAUCUGGACAAGAAUUUGGCGCACGUGUGAGCAAGGGAGGGAAUGUUCCGGACAAGUGGGUGGACAAAGGUGUAGAUGCGCUGAUGAAGAAUGUGUACGGGAGAUUCCUCGCCAAGCUCAGGGCAGAUUUCGAAGAUGGCUAUGAGGAGUUGAUGAGGUACGACGAAUACUCGACUCGAAGCUUCAUGGCAUUCGUAGAACUGGAGUCAUGGAAGGAUCCCAACCCUCCAGGCGACGAGUAUCCUGCAAAGGAGCGCUAUCCUACUUCUGUCGUCAAUUGGCUUGAGACUAUGACCUCCUCCGUAGGAUCGUUUGAUAUGUCGUUGAGCGAGACUAUUUUGCACUACUAUUGCUUUGCAGAAGGACUACCAGACACAAAAUGGCGUUGUGUCCUCCAUGGUUCUGAGAGGAUAACAGAUAAGCUGUACCAGAUCUUGACGAAGACCCAGCCUUUCAAGAAAAAUGUCCAGUUUCAUCUUCGUAGUAGGGUUACCGGCGUAAAUUAUCAUCGACGUUUUGGCAUUCCGCAACGCCCAGGUUAUCUUCCUCGUGACCCAGACCAGCCUUCUCGUCAUCCGGAAAAUCUUCCUUCUCGUCCGGAAGAUUCCCCUCGUCAUCGGGAAGAUCCUUAUCGUGGUACCCCAAUACCCAGUGUGAUGACUAUCACUUCCGAUGGCAGCAGUGACACUCGCCCUAUUCUGUUUUCACAGGUUGUCUUGACUGUGUCUCCUCAGUGUAUGAGAUACAUGGAUCUUUCAACAUGCAUGCUCGACUACAGUCAGCGCAGCUCCCUGCUUAUGCUUACUCCUGGCCCUUCGGUCAAAGUCGGCAUGAAGUUCGAUCGCAAUUGGUGGGCUGAUCAGAAUAUCACUGGAGGGCAGAGCGCGACCGACCGACCCGUACGUACGACUGUUUAUCCGUCGCAUGGAGAUGGUCAAUCCACGGUACUUAUCGCGAGCUAUAAUUGGACUCAAGACGCGAGCAACAUGGGGGCUUGGAUACACGGCCCCGGAUCUGUCGAGGCGAACCAGUUGAAGGAUAAAAUCCUAGCUGACCUUGCUUUCGUCCACGGUAUUGACCUAGAGGACCUCAAUGAUUGGUACCAAGAAAUGUAUGCUUUCGACUGGUCGAAUGAUUCCAAGUUUAUGAGUGCAUUUGCUGCCUUCAAUCCUGGCCAGUUCGGUUUCUUGCUGGAAAGCCUUACGAGGCCGGCAGCACGUGGUCGCCUUCAUUUUGCUGGUGAUGCUAUUAGCGCCAGUCAUGGCUGGGUUGCUGGUGCAAUAGAAAGUGCAAACAGGGUUGUAAACCAGAUGAACCCGCCGAAGUUUAAACUGCCAGGGGGUCCGUUGGAGACGACGUUUGAUCCGGAUGUGCAGUUGCUGCAAUUGGCAGUCAGUGCUUACCUACAGAACAAAGAGUUUGGUCUGUAAUCGAACCCGGAAAUGUUUUUGUACAUUUUUUCUGUCACGGUAACAGUGUGUUUGGGCUCUCAUUAAAGAAAAGCCGGUUUUACGGCCCGGCCCACGCCCAACCUAGCCG
Marasmius oreades (fairy-ring Marasmius) is the source of this 2206-nucleotide messenger RNA. RefSeq lists its product as uncharacterized. The coding region runs from base 205 to 2097 and encodes 630 amino acids. NCBI's taxonomy places the organism in Eukaryota, Fungi, Basidiomycota, Agaricomycetes, Agaricales, Marasmiaceae. The transcript has 8 exons. Gene Ontology annotation, molecular function: L-amino-acid oxidase activity; polyamine oxidase activity. The record is from RefSeq and is a predicted model, not a curated record. Gene Ontology annotation, biological process: amino acid catabolic process.